Schistocerca americana (American grasshopper) is the source of this 1311-nucleotide messenger RNA. RefSeq names its product paramyosin-like. The transcript is spliced from 2 exons. Lineage: Eukaryota; Metazoa; Arthropoda; Insecta; Orthoptera; Acrididae. The record is from RefSeq and is a predicted model, not a curated record. Bases 1 to 1311 code for a protein of 436 amino acids.
AUGUUAGCAGAGUUGCUAAAGGGGACCAAAUCAUUAGAGAAGAGUUCACAAGAAACAAGAGAAUCACUAAAAGACUUACAAGAAAAUCACGCAUCGUUAGAGAAGCGUUUACAAGAAACUAACGCAUCGUUAGAGAAAAGUUUACAAGAAAACAACGCAUCACUAAAGGAAGAUUUACGAAAAUCAUUAAGGGAAGAUUUACAAGAAACUAUAGCACAAGAGAUCAAAACAUCGCAGAUGAAGAUGGAAUGUAGUCUGAAGAAGGAAAUACAAGAAUUAGAAGAACGACUGAAGAUGGACAUCAACGAGAGAGAGAGGAAGCUACAGAAGAGCAUAGACCAAGUCCAGGGGGACGUGGAGAAGAUGGAAGGAAAGUUAACAAAAAAGAUGGAAGACGAUAUUGAAGAAACGAAAGCCGAAUUGGGAGAAAGAAUCAACGAAGUGGAAACGAAUUGCAAUCAUCGAAUCGCCGAGGUGACGCAAAUGCAGAAACAAUGUAAUGAUGCGGUUAAGGGGAUAGGAGAUAGGCAAAACCAACUGGCCGUCAAUCUGAGAAAUGCUAUAACCGUGCAACGAGAGGAGGAUAACAAGAGGGUUGCAAUGGAGGUCAGGCAAUUACAACAGGGAGUGCAGCAAUUGGAGAGCAAGACAGAAGACAUUGAUAAGCGAAUUAGCAAUGCCACCUUAACUGUUGGGGAAGAUAGAGUGGAAGGUGAGGCCUUCACUUGGGGAGUCAGGAAGAAGGAAGGGACUACUAGUUAUGAUCAGUUUGAAGAGGAAUUCUUGAAGAAAUACUGGUCCAAAGGUCAUCAGUGUGCAGCAAUUGAGGACCUACUCCACCGCAAGUCACUUAAUACAUGGAGAGGAACGUUGAGAGAGUUUGCUGAACAUUUGUGGGAAUUGAACGAGACCUUGGAACAGCCCCUGAGUGAUGACGUAAUGAUAUCAGCAAUAAAAAGAAGAAUGAGCCGGAGAAUGCAGGAAACGGUAUCCGGGAGCCUAAUUAAAGAUAGGGAGGCCUUGAUGGAAAUACUGGAACAGUUGGAAUCUGUUCGAUCACAGGAACACAAUCAGGCUAAUGAUCGAAACCGAGGGGGAAGUAAUGACCCAAGGAAUCAUUUUGGUAAUUCAUCAAAUUAUAGAGGAAGAGGUGGUAGCCAUAGGUACAGGAACCAUGGUGGUGAACGGCAAUGGAGAAAUGAUUGGAGAAGGAGUGAAGAACCAAGAGAUGAUGAUGAUGAUAGUGACAGGAAUUAUGAGAGAAGAGGUGAUAGACAAAGGGAUCAAGAGGUACGAAUUGAAGAAAGUUAG